This is a messenger RNA of Phaeodactylum tricornutum CCAP 1055/1, 4729 nucleotides long. RefSeq lists its product with no specific name. The coding region runs from base 1 to 4698 and encodes 1565 amino acids. Gene Ontology annotation, cellular component: cytoplasm; protein phosphatase type 2A complex. NCBI's taxonomy places the organism in Eukaryota, Bacillariophyta, Bacillariophyceae, Surirellales, Neidiaceae. The transcript has a single exon. Gene Ontology annotation, biological process: protein dephosphorylation. The record is from RefSeq and is a predicted model, not a curated record. Gene Ontology annotation, molecular function: protein binding; protein phosphatase regulator activity.
AUGGAGGCAAUUGACGCGUCUGGAGGGCUGGAUGGCUCGAUGUCAACGGAUAACGCACUCGUCGUGGAUGCUCGGGACGUGGAUACGGAUACACACAAGGCAACCGAGACAGUCGCCUCGAUGGAAACGUCGGAAUUGGACUCCGACACGUUCCUGGAUAGCACUCCGAGCCACCUCAACAGUACGAACACUAGCAACAGCAGCACUGGUGUUGAUUUCGAGUCAUCCGCAACUACUGCUUUGCAGGAAGCAGUGAAAGUUGAAUCCGAGACAAACGUAGAGGCCGACGACGAGACCGUUGACGCUCCAUCCAUCCAACAUAUCGUGUCCAACGAAACGCCCACGAGCGACACUGAAGGACUGGAUUCCAGCGACAUUACAAUCGUGACAAACAGUACUACAGAAACUUUCACCUCUAUCAAUCGUACUGAUCCGACGAGUCCCCAUCCUCCCGAUGCUAUAACACGGGAAACCCUGCUAUCUCACGCGACGACCACCAGUAGCAGCACCAACGAAGAAAGCUCUCUGCGGGUGGAAACUUCCCUCGAUACCGCCACCACUCCUACAAAUCCCAUGGAAGUCCAAACGAAACAACCGCAAAAAAAGGCGGAGGAUGAAGAGGACGACGACGUGUCAAGUAAAGCGGCAGUGGCUUUGGCUGCGGUGGCGGCCGCCGCCACGGCCAAUCACAAGAGCCCCGCCGAAGCCGCCAAAGAAGCUCGGGCAGCCGCGCAAUCCUUCAUUAAGCCCGCCGAUCAUCACCAUGGGCAUUCGGUCUCAUCGGUCAAGCGCACUAUCCAAACGGUGCCGCUCGCGACCGUACAGACCCAUUUGCGGGCCAAGGCACUCGAAACCGGCUCUGUUGUCGCCGAUAAAUUGUGCCAAGGAGAAAACGAUGCCUUUUUGCAGUAUUUGCUCCUUCUCGAAUACUUCCGAGCGACGGUUGUCCAUGAAGACGAUGAUCCGGAUCACCUGUCCAUUGGCUCCAACCAUAGCCAGCACGAACUGGAGCAAGCCGCGAGAGCAGCUGAAGCCUGUGACAAGGUGUUGACCCUGCUGAAAAAAAUUGAUCUCGCUUACGACAGCCUGGUCAAUAUGCUACCUGCGGAAGUGGAACGACUCCAGCAGCCAAGCUUUGACGAGGAUUCCAGCGACUACGAUCAAGACUACGAGACGCCAGUGGUCAUUCCGGAUUUACUGCCCCCCUGUACCUUUCCUGGCGGUGACAAGACCGUCGCAUUUUUUAAAGCGUGUAUGGGUACCGAAGGAGAAGCCCCUGCCAUUGCCAGCGACGACACAAGCCUGGAGGAGGUGCGCGAACAAGCAAAUUCAAUAGACGGUAAUGAUUCUUUGGAUCAGCCAUCGACACCUACUUCCAAAGGCAACGCUUCCCUCAUACCGCCUGCGUCUCCCAAACAUCCCAUUGCGUCUAACACCAACGUUUUUUCCAUGUUUCGCCGAAACACCACGCCAUCCAAGGGUAUAUUGGGCUCUUUGCGGCGUCGGACGGGUAACGCGAGCACGACCGCUCGGGAUACGGAUUCGAGUCUGCGGGUUUCGGAAACUACGGAAUCUACCCAGGCUCCAUCCUGCCGACCGGGGGAGUAUGUCGUCAAGAUUGAACGGGAAAUGCUGGGUUUGACGGUUGAAAAUGUACUGGAACGUACCGUCGUGCGCACCGUCCUGGCGAGCGGACCCGCCAAGAAGGCUGGCGCCAAAAUUGGAUCCCUCAUUGUGAAGGUGGGGAAUGUGGAAACAAAAAAUUUGACGCAUUUUGAAACGAUUGACGAGCUCCGCCAAAGUCAGCGGCCGCUGCAGCUGGUCCUUCGUGAAGUGAGCGAAGAUGCGUUGCGUUUGGCGCGUGAAGAAAUGGGACGGCUCAUUCGUGGGUCGGGAUUUGGCACUAUAAUGGACGGAAACCGUGCUGCCGAGGAUGGGGAGCAGGAGGUGGAGGUGGAAAUUUCUCGUCCGUUGAUUGAAGCCGAUUUGCGCAUCGAUGCGUACACAAACUUGAUAAGACGACGCAUCGCAGAAGUUGCCCCGCAAGCACGCAACAAAAAGGAAGAAGCUCUUGCCCGAGUAGGAGAGAAAAUGGUGUGGCUCUUGACACUCUUCGUAAUUGGCUUUGAGCGUGAGGCUGCAGGGCGUUACGAUAUUACGUCAGCCGAGAACAACGAGCCGUCUCCUGUCCCACGACGGAGUUUGCAUGGUGUGCAUGCACACUCGGCGAAAGAGUAUGGUGACGCAGCAAAAAGUGUAUCCAAGGUCCUCUUGGAUUAUUCGCAGAGGAAGCUGGACCCUCAACCAGUCGCGCAACGGACUCGGUCGGCGGACUUUAUCCAACACAGCCUUGAGACCACGGGAGGCAAUCGUAGAGGGCGAAAAAUCCCACCGUCUCCAAUCCAACCACAGCGAGGUACGACGAGUGUAAGGGCAGUACCAGGCGCUGCCCAACAAGAUGGGAGCAGUUUGGGACAUGACAAGCCUCUCUUACAAAUCGGGGACGUUCUGCAACGCACUCGGACGUUUUUGACCGACACAACUUCUCCACCGGCUGCCCUUUUACGCGGAGAGCUUAUUGCUUUUUUAUGCGAUGUUCUAGACAUUGAUACGGACAUGGAGCUUUCGGAAGAAGAUUCCGUUUCUGCAACUGCCGGUGCGCAAGCCGGUCCCAUCAAUGAUUUAGGUAGUGCCGGAAGUUUGUUGAAACUAAUUAUACUGAACUGUCCAAUCAUGCGCAGUCCGGGUUGCGAAGCCGCCUCAUCUCACGAGGACGUUUUGGACCCUGAGUUUGAAGAAGAAAUGCGUCGUCGCUUUGGUCUGAAAGAGUACCUAUCGGCGGUCGAUCGCCACAAGCUUCAUGCCGGAAAUCGUUUCCUCGCGGUAGUCCAUCGUCUCGCCGCCAGUCGAAGCAUGAGCGCAAGGAUAACUGCUUGUUCCCUUGGCCCAGUCAUCUGGGGACAUCUAGAUUUCCCGCAUCAGCUACAGUUGCGCGGAGUUGUUACCAGAGCACUACACGAUGUGGAAGUUAUUGUUCGGAAGGCCACGGCCACGGUUCUACACGAGGUUGCCGAGCUUGUCUUUGAUUCACGGUGUGUUCCAUGGUUGGUUUUGAUGUGCGAACGAGCCAUGACGGAUCCGGAACCACAGCUCCGGUCUGCUGCCAUGACUCUGACUUGGCAUUUGGCUGAGCAUCUUCCGAACGCGUUCCUCGGAGACGCCAGUCAAGGGAGUGCAUAUCUUCGUCGGCUGCCAGACCGUAAUGACCCUAUUUUUGCCGAUGUGUACUUACUACAGUGCAAGCUGCUUCCGGUUGCCACUCGGCUAGCAGAAGAUCGGUCACCAUCGGUACGCCUUGCAGUUGCUGCACAAUGCGACAGGCUAUGCUAUGCUCUCGGUGACCACUGGUCUAGUGUCGUCAUCGACGUCUUACUCGCUAUGCUGUCGGAUGCCGAUGAAAGAGUCAGAUGUGAAGCCGUCUUGUGCGUUCCAAGACUUGCUGACAUUGUUCUGCUCUCAACGUCUCCUGGAGAAACUGCUGUCAGCGAAGUGAGCAUUUUGGAAGCUCUCUUACCAGCAGCAAUAAAGCUUCAAAAGGAUCCCAGUCCAUCGGUCAGAAUUUCUUUGGCAGCAGCUGCUGGCGAUUUGUUGACAUUGCUCGUUGCUAUGCAACGGAGAUCGGACGAAUCGUCAGGCUCAUCAGUCGAGUCACCAGCACCGAGUGAUAAAUCCGUUGAUAUCGAAGUUGGCAGAAAGUACAGGAGGCAGGUUGAUGACAGAUUGAUUCCUCUCGUGCAACAACUACUGAACGAUUCGGAUCCUGAAGUAACAAGCGCUGCGCUAAGAGCGGUUACAAACGCGUCGCGCAAAUCAAUUCCACCUUCCUCCCCUAGAAAUCGUCAAAUGUCCGUUGCAUCGGAGGAUGAUUCUUUGUCUAUAACAUCGUAUCAAUCCCAAACCAGCCGCGACACGAGACAGCCAAUGAUUCUCCCAGUGCUGUCCGAAGUUCAAGUGCUUAGACUUUUACCAACCUUGACUGAUUUGGCAAACAGUAGACAAUGGCGAGUCAGACAAAGCGCCGUGGAAAUUGUUCCGGCACUUCUCGGAUGCACACAAAAGUUGGAAACUCGAUCCGAAAUCUCAAAGCUUUGCGUUCGGCUUAUGUCCGAUUCUGUUGAUGCCGUCCGUAAAACUGCAGCAGAAUGCCUUUGUAUGGGUGGUAGCAGUCUCGGUAGUCACGGCGAAGAUGCUAGUGCCGAGUGGGCGACGUCCAUUGUUAUCCCAGCAAUUCGGAGGUGUGCCAUCCAUUCGUUUUCAAAACAGAGGCUUCUCAGUCUUAAGAUGAUUGAAGUAGUUCUUCUUAAUGGCGCUUGCCCAAGCAAAUGGAAAGGAAGCGAAACAGACCAAGAAAGAUUGACUGACUCUCCGAUGCGAGAGCUCGCGGCAAUCGCUCUUUCGUUGACAUCUGACCGAAUAGCAAAUGUUCGGUUGAAUGUUGGCAGGAUAUUAGAGGCUGUACUGCAUGAUUUUGAAGAUGCCGAGCUGUCGUUUAUUAGAGAAGUGCUUUUGCAGCAAAUGGAAGAGGAAAAGGAGAGAGAAGGAGGAGGAGAUCGCGAUGUGUUAUUCUUCGCGAAGCGUUGCGUUGACCGAGCGUCUACCAUUAUCGAAGAGACUUCUAGUGCUACUUCACUGGUAUAACCGAGAGAUACCGAUAAACAAGGAUUAAAGA